AUGGGCAAGAAAUCUUUGGCCAACAAAUCCAAGGGUAAACGCCCAAUCAUUGAUGAUUUUGAUUCUGAUUUUGAAGCUCCAAUGCCGAAGCGUGUGAGACCCCAUUCUUCGAAGAAAACGAAGCUGAACUUGGAGGAGCCCACGCUUCCAGAAAUUUCUGGGAAAAAAUUUCAAAAAUCUAUUACACAUGCUGAAGAUCGGACUGAGGUUAUGUGUUUUGUUUUCGUUUUUGGUGUUUUCAAUCAGUCUUCGGUUUGGGACUGUAAAUUUAGUCCUUCUGAUUUUUACAGAUCUAAGUGUGUAUGCACCAGUGUUUAUUCUUGUUUUCUUCUUAGCAAUACUCCUGACAAAGAAGUGUCUAGGUUUGUUCUAGAUGUAGUUGAUAGCGGUCGGUGGGAUGAGUAUUGUUGGGGUAGGGAAUCAUUUGAAUUGACAAUUGACUCAUUCAAAGGUAGGAUUGAGCAUGGGAUCAUUAUGAAAAAUAGAAAGGCAGAGAAGGGAGGCCAAUAUGAUGGCUGGUAUAGGGCAUUGGGAUGUCCUUGGGUUUUCACUAUUUGGUUUUAUGAAUGCUGUCCUGCAAUGGUGAACUCUUUCUGUAAGAGAGUUUCAUCUUCUAUUCCCAGGAUUCUGAACUGGAGCAACACCAUCGUCACCAAAAAUCCAACCCUUCGAGACUUGAAGGGCAAGAUUUUUGAUUUACCUUUGGAGAAGAUAAAAAACAUGCGUCCUACUGAUGAAGAGAGGCAGCAGCUUCAACUUGACGGUCUAUUUCUCGAUGAAUCUAUUGAUGAACGUGGUGUAGCGAAGCAAUCCUUCGAGGGUGGCUCAUCUUCAAAGAAGUCUGAUUCAGCAGAUAUUGAUUGGAUGAAAUCUAAGCUGGAGAUGCUCAGUUCGAAUCAAUCAUCAUUGGCCGAGGACUUCAUUUCGUUGAGGUGUUUUGUUGAUUUUAAUUUCAAAUCCGUAAUGACUGUAAUUAAGGAUAUCCAAGAGAAGGUUAAUGCCAUUCAUCGUCGUCCUUCUGACGAGGGAAAGUCAUCGGAUGAAUUAGUAACUCAAGAUUCUGAUGAUGAUGCUGAUGAUGAUGAUGAUGAUGAUGAUGCCGAGGAUGAUGAGAAGCAAUUGCCUGAUCCAGAAAAUAUUGAUUCCGACUCCGACGAUGGUGGUGAGUUGGUUAAAGUUGGUGGGGAUGCUGAUGAUGCUGACAAGGCUGUUACUGCUGUUCCUUCUGCUGAUGUGAAUCCAUCUGAGGAUGUUGGAGGGAGUGAUAAAAAUGUUAAGGAUGUUGAGAAGCCGAAGGGCGAUGAGUCUCGAUUGAAGGGGGGCGAUUUCUUUGAUGGGUUGAGCCAGCUUGUAAUAGAUGAUGAUCAAGUUGUGUUGGCUGGCUUGGAGGCUGUUGCUAAAAUCAAUGUCCCCGCACCCAAUCCAGAUGUUGUUGGUGAAAAGUCAGAUGCCCUUCAUACUGAUGAAGAAACUGAGGAUACUGUCUCUGAUACACCUCUGUUGGAUAAGAGGAAGCGUGCUCCGGCCUUGAAAUCUCCAUUUGUUGAUUUCGGGUCUGCUGAUGUCGGGAGCACUCCAAUGGAGCUUAUGUCCUCAGGUUCUCAAUCAGCUGGGGAUGAUAGGGAUUUCAAAAUGGUGACUUAUGUGAAGGGCCUUUAUGCUCUUAAUGAUGCUUUUGCUGAUCCCGUAUCUACCGAGAUUGAGGCAAAAUUUGACUCUUGGAUUGGUGAAGGAUUGCUUAAACAUCCUAGGCAUUAUAAUUGUUAUGAAGACGGCGCAAAGAAAUUUACCCCGGGUUUUAGGCUAGGUGUUGAUUAUGUUGAGGAUAAAACUUGGUUUUACCAUUUGGCCACAUGCGACAUGUUUAUGAACGACUCGCAUAUGAACACCAUAUUCUAUUACCUUCGGAAAAAAGGUAAGUAUUCUUCCGCUGUGACGUUGAAUUUCGCAACUACUGAUUGUCUUUUUGAUGAUUCCAUCCAAGCAUUGUACCACAAAUUUAACAAGGCCAAGUCAAUGAAGACUAAGAUGUCACACAUUCACGCUGCCCACCCAAUUGCGCAUUACAUCCGAGGUAUGCGCAUUCCCUGUUCCAAGCCUUGGUAUGAAGCAGAUCACGUGCUUUUCAUCAUCAAAAAAGAUGUGGGAAUGCUCUUGCUCGCUACCAAGAUUAUUGAUGAUGUGUUCCCAUCGAGACAUCCGAGAACGUUAUGA
Messenger RNA from Cannabis sativa, 2214 nucleotides. RefSeq lists its product as uncharacterized. Lineage: Eukaryota; Viridiplantae; Streptophyta; Magnoliopsida; Rosales; Cannabaceae. The transcript is spliced from 9 exons. The coding region runs from base 1 to 2214 and encodes 737 amino acids. The record is from RefSeq and is a predicted model, not a curated record.